AUGUUAUUAAGUAUAUGGAACUGCUGGAAGGGGGACCAAGAUAGUGACAAAAGAGAAAGGAGAGAUAAAAUGGCCGCCACUAUGGUUGAAACCCCACCCCCUCAGCUGAUCACAACAAUUGAAUGGGGUAUGAUGGAUAAAAGCAAAUUCUUUCCGCUCUAUGCAUUGAGUAGUUUUACAGUACGCUGUGCCCUCUAUCCGUUAACACUUGUGAAAACGCAAAUACAAGUUCAGCGCAAAAAGGAGGCUUACAAGGGUGUAUCAGAUGCUAUAUUAAAGAUAUACAGGGCUGAGGGUGUUACCGGCCUUUAUAGAGGCUUUUGGCUAUCCAGUUUUCAGAUAAUUUCAGGUGUAUUUUACAUUUCUACGUACGAAGGUGUAAGACACGAACUAGGCAACUAUGAAGUAACCCCGAGGGUGAAAUCCUUUAUUGCGGGAGGCUGCGCAUCAUUAGUGGGACAGACUGUCAUAGUGCCAUUUGAUGUUCUCAGUCAGCAUCUGAUGGUGCUGGGUCUGGUUAAAGGGUCGCCGGGUGGCGUACAUAACUCUAAAGUGAACCCGCUAGGCCUCGACUUGGAGCGUCACUGGUCUAAAAGCGCUUUGGCCCGUGAGGUGGCCCUUCGCGUGUAUCGGCUUCAUGGCCCUUUGGGAUACUAUCGUGGGUACGCGGCUUCGCUCGCAGCAUAUGUUCCCAAUUCAGCGCUGUGGUGGGCGCUUUAUACUGCAUACCAGGAUGAACUUCUCAAAGUAAGUCCGUCAUGGGUGUCAUACCUGUUGAUACAAUGCGUUGCGGGUACUCUUGGAGGCUUUACCACAACAAUACUGACGAACCCUUUGGACAUCGUACGCGCUAGGCUACAGGUUGAAGGCGUCAGCUCGAUGCGAGAAGUAGUAAAAGAACUGUGGAAAGAAGAGGGUCUAAUUGGUCUAUACAUGAAGGGACUGUCAGCAAGACUAGUCCAGUCCGCCUGUUUCUCCUUCUCCAUAAUUCUGGGUUAUGAGACCAUAAAACGAGUGAGCGUCAGCGAUGAGUAUAGAACAAGAGUGCGCUGGUGA
Molecule: messenger RNA, 1056 nt
Organism: Pieris macdunnoughi
Lineage: Eukaryota; Metazoa; Arthropoda; Insecta; Lepidoptera; Pieridae
Source: the annotation of a GenBank genome assembly